This is a messenger RNA of Schistosoma curassoni, 552 nucleotides long. The record is from the annotation of a GenBank genome assembly. Lineage: Eukaryota; Metazoa; Platyhelminthes; Trematoda; Strigeidida; Schistosomatidae.
AUGUCAUCAUCAUCAUCAUCAUCAUCAUCAUCAUCAUCAUCAUCAUCAUCAUCAUCAUCAUCAUCAUCAUCAUCAUCAUCAUCAUCAUCAUCAUCAUCAUCAUCAUCAUCAUCAUCAUCAUCAUCAUCAUCAUCAUCAUCAUCAUCAUCAUCAUCAUCAUCAUCAUCAUCAUCAUCAUCAUCAUCAUCAUCAUCAUCAUCAUCAUCAUCAUCAUCAUCAUCAUCAUCAUCAUCAUCAUCAUCAUCAUCAUCAUCAUCAUCAUCAUCAUCAUCAUCAUCAUCAUCAUCAUCAUCAUCAUCAUCAUCAUCAUCAUCAUCAUCAUCAUCAUCAUCAUCAUCAUCAUCAUCAUCAUCAUCAUCAUCAUCAUCAUCAUCAUCAUCAUCAUCAUCAUCAUCAUCAUCAUCAUCAUCAUCAUCAUCAUCAUCAUCAUCAUCAUCAUCAUCAUCAUCAUCAUCAUCAUCAUCAUCAUCAUCAUCAUCAUCAUCAUCAUCAUCAUCAUCAUCAUCAUCAUCAUCAUCAUCAUCAUCAUCAUCAUCAUCAUCAUCAAAAUAA